Nematolebias whitei (Rio pearlfish) is the source of this 1876-nucleotide messenger RNA. Its product is annotated as cell division cycle-associated protein 7. The record is from RefSeq and is a predicted model, not a curated record. Gene Ontology annotation, cellular component: nucleus. The coding region runs from base 59 to 1240 and encodes 393 amino acids. The transcript has 8 exons. Gene Ontology annotation, biological process: regulation of DNA-templated transcription. NCBI's taxonomy places the organism in Eukaryota, Metazoa, Chordata, Actinopteri, Cyprinodontiformes, Rivulidae.
GGGAUGAGCUAGCAACAUUUUAUAUGUUCCAACUUGAACUUGUCGAGUCCCGCAUUAAAUGGUGGACAGUGUUGUCAGAAUGAACUCUGAUAUGAAGAAACUAGCUGACGUGUUUGCGGAGGAUUCGGAAAAUGAUGCGACAUUUUAUGGUUUUUCUGACUCAGAGCUCCUGGAUACGAAUUCAGAAGGUGAUCAUGAAGCCUGCCCUGACGUUUCUCCUAAGAGGCAGCCAGAAGUUACAUCUAAACCAUCUGCAACCUUUAGACCUUUCAGGAUGAGGCUUGCUCUGGGCUCUGCUUCCUCUUUCCAUCAGUCCACAGAUUAUGAGGAUGAAGAGGGAGACAAAUUGACCCCAAAUGGAGGGGUGCAGAAGAGGCCAAGGAAGACCAACACAGCAAAGAAUGAAAGAUGUGAUGGGAAAUUUGAGGAUGAGGAGACAGAAGUGACUCAGCCUGAGGGAAGUGGAUCUGAUUCAAAUGAAGAUGUUUCAGAUAAUUUCUUGGCCAAGAGAGAGAAGAACAUCAAGGAUAAUAAAGCAAUGUUGGUACAGCUGAUGGCAGAUCUGCAGAAAAUGCCAGGAGGAGUGGGUUUUUUGAAAAACCAAACAUGCAAACAGAAAAGGAAAGAACGAAGCUCUCAUCCACCGCGGUCAGGCUUGGCUGAAGGGGAGACUAAGAAGAACCCAGAACGAGCAUCUCGCCGAUUAACUCGCUCAAUGAGCAGAAGAGAGGAACCAUCACCUCCUAAAGAGGCAGACGUGGAGCUCAGCUUAGAGGAAGAGCUGCUGGAGGUGCGUCGAGCUCCACCACGCCGUGGCUCCAGUCGACCUAGACAGAGCAAACCUCAUCUAGUUCGUCCAGUCGAGGACAUCACGGAAGAUGAGCUUCAGCUGGUUGCAGACAAUAUGACUGAUAAAGUGUACAACACCGUGACAGGCUCCACAUGCCAUCAGUGCAGGCAGAAAACAGUUGACACAAAGACGUGCUGUCGCAGUGACGACUGUCGAGGCAUUCAGGGUCAGUUCUGUGGGCCGUGCCUGAGGAACCGAUAUGGAGAAGAUGUCAAGAAAGCACUGCUGGAUCCGAAUUGGAAGUGCCCUCCUUGCAGAGGCAUUUGUAAUUGCAGUUUCUGCCGUCAGCGUGAUGGCCGCUGUCCGACCGGCAUCUUGUUCCCUCUGGCUCAGUACUAUGGGUUCUCUGAUGUCCACUCCUACCUCACCAGGUGUGGUACCUCACCGUAGGGCACUUAAAUGGUUGUAGGCAUGAAGUAAUUCCUUAGGAAAAAGUAAUUUGACACCAGAGGGGGGUACUUUUUGAAGCUGGGUGAUAUGUAGCGUAGAUCCCAGUCUUUCAAUCAGUUUUAAUGGCCACUAUAGCUAAGCUGUGUUUCUGUCCUUGCAGCCUCCAUGACAAACUGAAGAGAGGAAAGUAGCGAUCUAACAUUUAACACAGGAGGGAGCCAUUGUUCAAACUACUGUACUGCAUUGCUUGUUUUUUCCCCAGUUAAUUUUAUUCUUGCAAUUUUUCUAAACAAAUAAAGUUUUCUGACCAAGUGUGUUUCUGUGAGUGAAACUCAAUGCACAAGCUUGCAAAGAAAUGAGAGGUUUAAUUUUAAUCCAGCUGUUGGCAUCUGCAGUUUGUGUAUAAACAUACAAUAUAAAAUCCCUUAAUUAAAACAGAUUGGGAGUAUUGGAGUAUAAGAGCACUUGUCUAAUGAACUUAAUAGAAUGUCACUUUAAAUGUACAUUGCACAAUUUACAAAGCGUAAUUGCAAAAGGGGGAAAAAAAAAACAAAAGAAAAACUAUCCAAAGCGUUUUCUGUAACGAUACAUUUUGAAACUUGUUUGAACAACAGGAAGUAUAUCCAAAGUUUGCCU